CUGUUGUCUGACCAUGAUCGCAUCUUCAAAGUUCUAGAUCACCUACUUCAGACUCCGAGGGAUAGGUAUUUCAUACUUCGCUUCGUAGCCUCAGCCUCAUUCUCUGUUAUUCAUCUGUGAGCCUUGUCAACACAGGCUUCGGCCGAUGUGCCCUCCUUCCAUCAACUCCUAAACAUAUUGAAUGAAGACGCUGGUUGUGGAAUAUAACAAUGCAAGAAUGCAACGUUUCGCAGCCCGGAUCCGGUCUCGUCUCUCUAGAUUCGCUGAUUCCACCUCGUCCCAAGAGCCAGCCAUGCCCGUGUUGCUUUGAUUUGGAUGCGCCGACUGCUCUUCAAAACACCAACGACUUGGCUUGGAGCCAGAGCGAGUCCGUCAUCCGUCUAAGCCGGAGUCGGAGAAACCUCGAGAGCUCGGCAAGAUACGGCUGUCCAAUAUGCUCGGUUCUUCUCGAGGUAUUGAUGUUCUUUGGCUUGGACUCCCCAGGUGACGACAGGGCCCGUAACAUAGAGCUGAGAGUGCCUACCGACUCGGGAAACGUGGAGAUAUCGGUCGACGUCUACUACAUGGAAGUCUACGUGCAGUUAUAUAUGUCUCAUCAGAAGUCAUGGAAUCGGAUUCGACCCCUGCCAGACUUAAGUACUGAUUAUCUGUCGGAAGAAAGUCUAUCGUUUAUCAAGUCUCACCUACAGACAUGCCUUGCUAGCCACCGCCUCUGUUGCCAGGGCGACGGUAGCCUGCCAGCUCGGCUUCUCGAAGUAGGCCAUCGUGGCGAUAGCCACAUACGUCUUAUUGACACCGACAGCGUUUCCUCUGCAAGGUACAUUGCUCUUAGCUAUUGUUGGGGCAAUGCUAUCACUGUGAGGACUACAUUGGCUAGUUUAGAGGAUAUGCAGUCGGGUAUUGACGUCUCCAUGCUGCCACAAGUGUACGUGGACGCCAUCGCCUUGACGCGAGAACUUGGAAUUCAGUAUCUCUGGGUCGACGCACUCUGCAUUAUCCAGGAUAGUAUCGAAGACUGGGAGGCCGAAUCCGCAAACAUGUCCGACAUCUACGCCGGCGCCUAUCUCACCAUUGCGGCGGCGUCGUCUGGGUCGGCCGACAGAACCGUCCUUCGUCGCCAUCCUCGCGCUGAGUCGUAUGCCGACCAAUACUACGGGCGAGUGUUCACGAAACGGGUAGCAGACGAAGAAGGCGCCCACAUGCUGAAGGCGAGGGUCAUCCCGGAAGUCGGCGUCCAUUCCAAGUGGCAAGACCGCUCCGAUGAGCGUAUUCCAAGAGAGCCAUGGUCAAGGCGAACAUGGACCCUGCAGGAACAGCUGCUUUCGACGCGGUUGCUCUCUUUCUCCACGGCAGAGAUGCAGUGGACCUGUCUGGAGGCCGUGGCCUGCGAGUGUCGCUCCCAACUAAACCACCGUCGCCUGUUCGGCCCGAAUCCGGUUUCGCAGAUCACGCGACCUGCCGAUGCCUUCCGGUUCUGGCACAAGCUCAUCGAGAACUGUUCCGACCGGGACCUGACGGAUGCGCGGGACAAACUGACGGCGAUAUCCGGGAUCGCCGCGAUAUUGCAUCGGAAAACACGAUCCCGCUACGCUGCGGGCUUGUGGGCGGACAACAUUGACGCGGAUCUCCUUUGGCGGAGGGCCCACCCGACGACGACUGAGCCACCUCGGCCUGGGUACGUUGCGCCGUCUUUCUCGUGGGCCUCGGUCGAGGGGGAGGUGGAUUACUGCUGCUUCAAGAACGGCAAAUUGCCUUACCAUAAAAGUGCAUCUGUCGAGGCCGUUGAAACGGUCGCUAGUCGGAACGCUCCCUUGGGUCGCGUAGAGGGUGGACGGCUUACGAUUCGCGGACCGCUCAUUCAGGGAUGCAUGGAAGAGUCGUCCCGUCCCGGGGUGUAUGUUGUGAGGCUGUGUCAGAUGCGGUUGGUGGAAGUACUCGCCGACGGCGUUCUUCAGCAAGUUGUAGUGGCAGGACCAGAUGGCAGCCUUGAGACGACUGUCUGCAGAUGGAGUCCUUCGGGGUCCGGGUCCACCCAGAACUUGUCAACUGACACGGAAGGAGAUCCAGGCACGGAAGAGGAAGAAGUGGAAGCGACUGGUCAAAUACUCAUCGCCGCCAAACCAGAUGUCGCGGGUCCGAGGAUGAGGUGCUGGGUGAUGAGACUCGGUUAUUUCUCUUCCGCAUCAGAUCUAGCAAGUCCACAGAUCAGGGACCACGAAUUGUUGAUACUAGGCAAGUCGCCGAGGAGUCCAGGGAAUUUUGAGAGGGUUGGCCUCGCCACAUAUCCUGUUAAAGAGGGAAGAAGUUCAGUGCUUGAGGAAGUGAGCGAACAGGAACAUAUAGCCACCAUCACGAUAGUGUGAGUUGGUUCAUGACAUACUGUACGGACAUCAUAUAGUGGAGGAGUAUAGGUAGUCCUGUUCAGCAUAAGAAUAAAAAAACGGCCGGAAAUAGAGAGACUGAUGAAUUAUUCCACCGUUUGAAACGCGC
Sodiomyces alkalinus F11 is the source of this 2490-nucleotide messenger RNA. Its product is annotated as HET-domain-containing protein. Lineage: Eukaryota; Fungi; Ascomycota; Sordariomycetes; Glomerellales; Plectosphaerellaceae. The transcript has 2 exons. Bases 210 to 2363 code for a protein of 717 amino acids. The record is from RefSeq and is a predicted model, not a curated record.